AAUUUGUCAUGUUAUUCAUAUUUUUUCGUUUUUUCUUAGGUGAGGAAAGAAUUUACUUAAGCUCAGACAGCAUUGAUCCCUCUGAUUUGAAUUCGAAAGAUGAUUCUGUCUUCUCCCCUGAAUUUUUGAAUAGCAUUAAAGUUUCCGGACUGCCUAAUCAUGCUCUAAGACUAAGAAUUGGUACACCGGUUAUGAUUUUAAGGAACAUAGAUCCUACGGAAGGUUUAUGUAACGGCACUAGGCUCCAGAUAACACAACUUGGAAUCCAUAUAAUCGCAGCUAAAUUCAUCACUGGCACUAGAGUUGGAGAGAAGGUCUUCUUACAUCGUCUUCUGAUUGAACCUUCAGAUGCAAGCCUUCCAUUUAAAAUGAGGCGGAGGCAGUUUCCUCUUAAAGUCGCAUUUGCAAUGACAAUUAACAAGAGCCAAGGGCAAACAUUAGGCAAUGUUGGGUUGUAUCUUCCUAAACCAGUCUUCUCUCAUGGACAAUUGUAUGUUGCUGUUUCUCGGGUCAAGUCGAGGAGGGGGUUAAAGAUUCUUAUUACCGACAAAGAUGGAAAUCAUCAACUGUCGACGAUGAAUGUUGUGUACAAGGAGGUUUUUCAAAACCUUUUCGACAAGGAAACGUGAAGUUACAAUACCUUCAAGAAUCCAGGUACCGAUUAGUUAUUUGCCUAAUACUCUUUCGGAUUGAAUAAAUAUAAAACUUAUCAAUGUGGUGAUCUAUAAUAUGCAGAAAAUAUGGUAUUGUUCUUUGGUGUUUUCUGAAGAUUGGAACUACUACGAGAAGCAUAUGUAAGUUUUUGUAUAAUUUGUGUAUAAAUAUAACUGUUCUUAUCGUGGCAAUAAUAUAGGAUUGGUUUAAUGUAUUUUCAAUAGGGAAGAACCAAUAUUACGGCAGUGACUAAGGAAGUGUGCGAGAUUAUCAUUCUAAAGUUAUCUAGCAACCUGGCGAAGCUAUACGAAAAAGAAACGACCAAAUUACUUUUCAUUUUCUAUACUUGAACAGUAAUCUACAUGGAUUAAUUCUAUUGACAUUAUGAGAAACUCACCUAAUAAUUUCCAUGUACGUUGGAUGCAUGGUGAACUCAAGGUGUGAAGUUGCUCCUUCGCUUGACUUUAUAUCAAAACUUCCUGCUUCUUUAUUGAAGCCUGUCAUAAUAGAAUAAGUUUUUUUAAUGUUUAGCAGGGGUUGGAAAAAAAUAAAUUAUAUUCGAUGAAAGUCUUAAUAUAUCUUGGUUGGUUUUGUAAACCGAAACAAUUUUUUAACAAAUUAUCUUUUCGUGUGCUAAACAAACCAUAAAUAUUUGGAUGUACAAAAGUUAGAGUUGAACCCAAAUAAAUCACUGACUUAGGCAACAUUGUCUACUUUUGCAAUUUCCAGUUUAGUUUAUUUUCCAGUUCUAAUUUUUGGGCGCAGGACGCCAGCUAUUCACAUAACAAUACAGUUUCGGUAACUCAUCUAUAUAUUCGAUAUUUAACUAACUGUUGGUUUAAUGUCUGUUUGUAGAGAAUGGUGUAACCUAAAUUAUAUUGUAGCUUCUCUAACCCGUAACCGAAUUGUGAAGUAAGUUAGUGGGUUCUUAAUAUGGGCUCUAUAAGGUGGACUAUACUAAUAUCCCCUAUUUGGUUUACUAAAACGAAAAGAAUGACUACAUAAACUUAUAUUUAUAUACCUUCCUCCAACAUAGUAUAGAAUCAAAAAUUCUUUUAUUGCAAUAUCCGUUUUAGGCAUUCUGUAUCUAAAAUACCAUACGUAUAGAUUUAUACUACUGUUAUAGCCACCCAUGUAUCUAAAUAAGUUUACUUAAUCUAACGUGUCUAAAUAAGUAAACUUAAUCUAAUGUGUUACAAUAUAUUCAAGAUUUAUUGUUUAAUUUGGACAGAAAUUUUAUUGUUCCAUAUAUACCAGACGAUCUCAACUUGCUUCGCAAGUGAAAAGUAUAUACUCUUCCCUCCGCAUACUGAAUGCAAUAAAUUUCGGAAAAUACAAUAUGUUAAGUCUAAUAUUACGAUGCCCUAUAACAGGUAUCCUAUAUAUAUAUAUAUAUGUUAAUAACUCGGAGUAAAAAGCAAAAAGAUCAAACUCUUUCAACUUACAAAUUCCUCAUGAGCUCUAUCAUGUUUUUCUCUGAA
This is a messenger RNA of Brassica napus (rape), 2135 nucleotides long. Its product is annotated as ATP-dependent DNA helicase PIF1-like. Bases 9 to 629 code for a protein of 206 amino acids. The transcript has a single exon. NCBI's taxonomy places the organism in Eukaryota, Viridiplantae, Streptophyta, Magnoliopsida, Brassicales, Brassicaceae. The record is from RefSeq and is a predicted model, not a curated record.